This is a messenger RNA of Aspergillus alliaceus, 1233 nucleotides long. RefSeq lists its product as uncharacterized. The transcript has 7 exons. The record is from RefSeq and is a predicted model, not a curated record. NCBI's taxonomy places the organism in Eukaryota, Fungi, Ascomycota, Eurotiomycetes, Eurotiales, Aspergillaceae. The coding region runs from base 1 to 1233 and encodes 410 amino acids.
AUGGCCCUCGAAACGCCCCAUCCCGUCGCCAAUGACGCGAGGGGUUCUGAGAGGAACAUCGAGGCACAAGGCGCAUUUGCAUCUAAUUUAGCCAGAUGUGGAGAAAUCCUUGAUGCUAAGGAUGGGGACCUGAGAAAGCCUCACACGAAUGGCCAAGGCUUAUCAGUCCAUACACCCGUCAACCAAGCCGGCAGCAAUGUGACCUAUGCUGCCAACGCACAUCUCAUGAACCAGGCAUUGAUGGAGAUGAAAAUGGUGCGGUUUUCCGACAGUUUCUGGUUUAUGAUGUUUGUCGUAAUUGCCCCAUCCGUCUCGAAUGAAGCCCAGUUCUUCUUCCCCGGAGAUAAAUCGUCUUACCUGUUCAUCAGUCUCCACGUCAGCGCGACUGCAUGGCCGUGGAUACUUUGUAUCGCUGGAUACGUUGUAGGCUUUGCCAUUGCGGGUAAUCUGCUAGUUGGUGCCAUUAUCCUGAUCGAGUCGGUUCCGGCAUCCCCAUCAAUAUUUACUUACGGUGCAGGGGGUGCUCUGGGGCAGCAUAGGCCAGUUGGUUUCUACAGUUGCUGGGUGCACAGAGCAAGCUCUGUGCUGACGCAUUCGUCUCGUGCUGUAGCAUCAACGCAUUCAAGCCAAAGCAGCGCAUCCUGCCGCUACGCAUCCAACAAAGGCUGGCGCUACGUGUGCGACAUAGCCGCAUACUAUAAACGACGCACCUGGCUAGGCGAGGCCUCGUUCGCCUGCGUGGACUCAACCAUCGACGCCACUGAGUCUCGUCAACAGCCACACUUUCGUUCUUUAAUCUUCGCCCUCCGACCCGCUGACCUCCCCGUCCUCUGUCUCCUGUGGGCCAUAACCGGGAUCAUAUUCUCCUUACACAAAACCUCCCUCAGCGCCUACCUCGCCGCAGCCCCCAACAUCCUCUCCAUAACCCCCACAACUGUAACAACGAACUACCUCUACGGGUACUACCUCUCUACAGCACUAUGCGCCAUCCCAGGCCCCAUCCUCGCCGGAAUUCUCAUCCAAACAAAGCUUCUCGGUCGCAAGCAUACUGGAGCAGUCAUCGCUGUUCUUACCAGUCUAUUCAUGCUUCUCGCUACUCUUGCAGUCCAGCUUGGCCGUGGGUUGUUUGGACUUGUGUCGAUUGAUAUCACUUUCGCGGAAUGUGAGCUUGCGGGUGGUACGGCGGUUUGGUUUUGCGGGGUGCGUUGGGUUGUUAUAGGGGAUGUAGAUUAG